CGCCAUUUUGAUUUCGAAACCUGACUAUUUUUUCUUUUUUUUUCAUUUGGUCCUUGACUCCUGAAUAAUAAUUUACACCGUGUCAACACAGCUCCCCAGCAGGACUAGCCACUGAGUUACACGGCUGUGUAAAUGACAUUGCAACCGGGAAAGGGUAGUAUCGUUAAGCUAACAGCGCAGCCCCGCAUAGACUGCAAUGGGCCUCCGGGUGACCUGACAGCCAAAGUCGCCGAGUUGCCGUUCAGCAUGCAAAUGUAGACAGAUAAAGUAAUGGCUCAAAGGUCACGCAGGCAAAUGGCUCUUUAGCAAGAUCCAACUAAGUAUACGUCUCCUUGUCCAAAUAGUGUAUGUUACGGUGACGUCAGCCAUGUUUUGGAAGUUUGAUUUACACACAUCUUCUCAUCUGGAGGCUUUACUGGACAAGGAGGAUGUCACCCUCACUGAGCUCAUGGAUGAGGAGGAUGUGCUGCAGGAGUGCAAGGCCCAAAACAGGAGGCUUCUCAUGUUCUUGUGCCAGGACCAGAGCAUGCAGGAGCUGGUUCGAUUGAUAACCACAGAGCCUCCUACUGGCGUAGAGGAGACAAAGCGCUUCAAGUAUCCAAAUAUAGCAUGUGAGCUGCUGACAAGUGAUGUGGGAGUGAUCAAUGAUAAGCUGGGUAAUGAGGAGCCACUGCUGGAUAGUUUGUAUGCCUUCCUGGAGCAGCCAUCCCCACUUAACCCCCUCCUGGCAUCUUUCUUUAGCAAAACAAUUGGGAACCUCAUCACACGGAAGACUGAACAGGUGAUUAGUUUCCUGCAAAAGAAGGAUGGAUUCCUUUCCUUGGUCCUGAAGCAUAUUGACACAUCUGCCAUGAUGGAUGUGCUUCUACGCCUUAUCAGCUGUGUGGAGCCACCACCGCUACGACUUGAAACUCUAACUUGGCUCAAUGAACAGAAACUGGCCCAGAGGCUCAUAGAGCUCAUUCACCCUGAGAGAGAUGAUGAGAGGCAGUCCAAUGCAUCGCAGACUUUGUGCGACAUCAUUCGUCUGAGCAGAGACCAGGCCAGUCAGCUCCAAGAGAUUUCACAGCCUGACCCACUGCUGGCUGUGCUUGAAUCACAGGAGUGUGUGGAGCAGCUAUUGCAGAAUAUGUUCUCAGGAGAGAGAACUGAGAGCUGUAUUGUCAACGGGAUUCAGGUUCUUCUGACUUUACUGGAAAUCAGGAGGCCUGUGGUGGAUGGUGUAAUGGAUGCUCAGGGAUUUGAGAGAAGCUACACUGUUAACAGCAGUAUUUUGUUGGCCAUCCAGCCACACCUGAUACACUUCCACCAGCUACUUCUGGAGCCGCCCAAGCGAGAGCCUAUGCUGACCACUUUGGGUGUGCUAGAGGAACCACUGGGGAAUACACGUUUGCACGUAGCAAGACUAGUGGCCUCUCUACUUUACACCAGCUCUGCUAGCCACGCAGUCGUAGCACAAGAACUCUGCAGACUCAAUACACUGAACCUCCUUCUGGACUUGUUCUUCAAGUACACCUGGAAUAACUUUCUGCAUCUCCAAGUGGAGCUUUGCGUUGCUGCUAUUGUCCGGCCCUGUGCCCAUGAAAUGAGACUUCAGCCUGGCUUGGGUACCCAGGAAAAAUUCAAGCCUAAUCAAGAUACAUCACAAGAGCAGGAUUUGACUGAGACCCCGACUUCUGAACCAUCAGACACAUCUGAAAACUCUGCACAUAACUUAAUGGUGACUCAUUUGUUUCAGCACUGCCACCUUGUCCAGAGGAUUCUGGAGGCUUGGGAAGAAAAUGAUAAAAUUCAGUCAGAUGGUGGUAUGAGACGAGGUUACAUGGGGCAUCUGACCAGGAUUGCCAACACAGUGGUUCACAAUCUGGAGAAAGGCCCGGUUCACACCCAGAUCAGUAGCCUCAUCGCCGAGCUGCCAGAAGACUACAGAGGGCGGUGGGAAACCUUUGUGGACCAAACACUAUCUGAGACUAACAGGAAGAACACCAUAGACUUGGUUGGCACUGGAAACCCUCGUCCUUCCUCAGAGGAUGAUAUGGAGAGUCCCUUCCCCAAAGAACUGACAGUACAGCAGGCCUUUUCAGACUACCAGAUCCAGCAGAUGACAGCUAACUUUGUGGAUCAGUUUGGCUUCAAUGAUGAGGAGUUCACUGAUCAUGAUGACAGCAUUGGGGCAACCUUUGAUCGGAUAGCAGAGAUUAAUAUCAAUAUUGAUGCUGGCCAUGACAGUGCUAACACAGCUGUGUUUGAGGCUUGUUCCAAAGAGAGGAUUCAGCCCUUUGAUGAUGAGGAGGAGGACAUCUGGGAGGAGAAGGAGAUUAACUAUGCAACACAAGUCAAGUCCCGUAACAGGUUUGGUGGGUCACAGUCCUCCCAAAGCCAAGCAUCCAGUAAGAGCUGUGACAUGACAGCAGCUUCUGAGAGCUCCAGCAGAACAGCAGACUCAGACUCUGAUGACGGUGAAGACCCUAAAGAUGAGCUGGACCCUUUUGCAAGUCAGGACCAGACUGAGGCAACUACGAGUGCAGGCUGGGUAGCAGAUUUUGGAGAGGUAAAUUCAAAGGCUCCUGCAGCAGGCGCGGGCUUCUCAACUUGGGACGCUCCAGUUUCUCAACCAGCUGCAACAGAGGCUGAGGAGAAGGGAUGGGCCAAGUUCACUGACUUCCAGCCUUUCUGUUGCAGCUCUGAAACAGGCCCAAGAUGCAGCUCUCCUGUGGACUCAGAGCUCAGUGGAUCAGACAUCCCCAAACCAAACCAAAACCCGUGUGUAUGGAGUGUUUGCGUGGCAAGAAAAGCACCACUAGUGGCAUCAGACAGCUCCUCCUCCAGCAGUUCUGAUAGCGAUGAGGAAGAAGGCAAGACACAGUCUACAUCCAGUGAGACGGUCACCACAGAGACCAUCACCACAGGUGCUGGCAAGGAGACCAUCCGGCUCACCGUUGACGCCAAAAAUGAGAGGGCAGUCUUCACCAGUGAUAUGCCAGCAGAAGGGCUCACUUAUGAGAAAGAAAGUGACAAAGGUGAAAAAGGAAAGAAACAUGGAAACAGUUCCAGCCCAGUUACCACUGAUUCAGCUAAUCCGUCAGCUGCUGUCACACAAGAGAUGCAGUCCUCCGCUAAUGGACCGGCCUAACGGAAGUGGUACAGGAACACACUUCGUACCUGAUCAUUCAACACACAGCCACGCCACCUUUGCUUCCUGUUAGCAGUCCUUUAAUGCCCUUGUUUUUGUCUGAAAGACAUGUAAGUGAAUGGAAGAUCCUUAGUGCAGAGCUCAAACCGUAUUUAUAAUGGAUACCAGAAAUCUCCACAUGGGUACUAUUUUUUUUUUUUUUUUUUUUUCUGGGUACUAUUGAUGUCUGUAAUGCGCCUUCAUCAUUGCAAAUGAACCACUUCAAAAAGAAAUGUGUGUUUUAUAAAACAUUUCAUUGUGCCAGGCACCCCAAAGCCAAACUGUGCUACAUACGAACUUUUUCAGGAUGAAUUUUCUUCCCAUUAAACUUGGAAAUGUAAACCCCUUUAUCAGUUUGGAUGUGCAGAGAUUCCAGCUGCACUUUAAUGUUAAGAAAACACCCACGUCUGAAAUUUGACAUUUUAUUAAAUUGAACAUCAGGAUUUCAGAAUAUUUGAGUCUGUCUGCUGUCUGGGUAUGAAUACAGCCCAGUGGAUUUUUCUAGGAGAGCAAGAAAUCUUCAUAUACUCAGCAAAGAUUACAAACGCCAAGAUGCUUGCAAAGCUAGCUAGCCGCCAUUUUGUCUUUAGCACUUCAGUCUUUGUGCCAGGCAGACGUCAUUAUUGCAAAUAUGUGACUUUAUCUGAUCAUUUCUCAGUUAAGUAAGUUUUUAUCUACUUGGAUCACAUGACACUUAAAUGCUCUCUAUUUGUUAGUUUGGAGCAACUGAUUUGGGAGACUCGUGUAUCACUUCCUCCUGACAGAUUCAAGUAGUUUAGAGGUGUGUGUAUGUGUGUGCUGUUGUGUCCAUGUGUAUAGACGUGUGUGCCGGCGUGUGUGUUUGAGCUCUGUCUGAGGUACAGAGUGCAUUCUCAGGUCAAAGGAGAGGUAUGUUGAUGCAAAGAAAGCACACCUGUGUAACACACAUGCAGACACACAGUGCCAUACACACAUGUGCACACAACCAUAUCUACAUGCAAAAAAAAAAAAAAAAAGACAGCGCACAUACAAGGUCAUACCACCCUCAGAGCUGUUUAAAUGUAAUAUUGUGAAAUUUGAACCUGUAUUAGGUUGUGGCUAUUCUUGGUAAUCUGUAAACGUAAAAUAAAUGUAAACAGUAUAUAUAUAAACAUCAUAUCUA
Molecule: messenger RNA, 4313 nt
Organism: Archocentrus centrarchus (flier cichlid)
Lineage: Eukaryota; Metazoa; Chordata; Actinopteri; Cichliformes; Cichlidae
Gene: ppp6r2b
Product: protein phosphatase 6, regulatory subunit 2b
Exons: 25
Coding region: 368-3133 (921 amino acids)
Cellular component (GO): nucleus; cytosol
Molecular function (GO): protein phosphatase regulator activity; protein phosphatase binding
Source: RefSeq, a predicted model, not a curated record